Messenger RNA from Lytechinus variegatus (green sea urchin), 2868 nucleotides. RefSeq names its product headcase protein homolog. The coding region runs from base 150 to 2063 and encodes 637 amino acids. The record is from RefSeq and is a predicted model, not a curated record. Lineage: Eukaryota; Metazoa; Echinodermata; Echinoidea; Temnopleuroida; Toxopneustidae. The transcript has a single exon.
CACGCCUCCAGCGGACCCCAAAAAUCCAAACAAUCAUCUCGAAAGCGUGAGACGACCCUCAUGUGCAUUUGUUUACAUCAUAAAUUGGACUGAAUUUUGGGAUUUAUCAAUACCCCGUUACAACCAUUCUGUGUAAAAUGUAAUCGUCUAUGUUUUGUCGGACAGCCAUGCCGUUCUCUCGCGAUGAUAAACAGCAUAGAGCCGACCAAUUUCGCCAGCAAGUAGAAGAACAGCUGGAUGAGCAAGAUGCUGGCGAUGGUGAUGGCGAAGUAAACAACAAUGAACACGAGGAGCCAUGUUGUGUUCCGUUGAGUUGCACUGAAGGCGGACCUGUGCACACGGACGAUCCGGAUGACUGUCAAAAAGUUGUCUGCAACAAUCCAGAGUGUACACAGGGGAAAUACAUGCAUAAGAUUUGCUUUGAUAUAUGGGAGGAUGAAGUUCUGACAUAUCUGCGAUCGUCUGGUCGGGCGAGAAGCUGGUCGGAGAAGCAGCGUCGCCAGAAUUUGUGGACAAAGAAAGGCUACGACUUGGCGUGGAAAGCAUGCUCGUGCAAGUGUGGCAAGGGUCAUCUACGGAAGGACCUGGAAUGGAUCCCGCCGAAGCUCCCCGAGGGUGCUGCUGCUGAGAAUGCCCAGCAACGUAGACAUCGACGCCGCAAGAAGUCCAAUGAGAAACCAACCAUUGGCCGAGCUAAUUCGAUCACUUCAAGUUCUGGAAAUGGCAAUGGAAAUGGCAAUGGACAUGGGAAUGGAAAUGGCCACGGAAAUGGACACGGUAGACUGCGACACACAUCUGCUUCCUCAACAGCAUCGACCGAAAGCAACCACACUCCACCACAAAGUCCAAGUGUUUAUCAACCAGGCAGCAAGAACCAACGUUUUCCACCACAGAUAGCAGUGGUUUCGAAUCCACCUACCAGUACCACUUCUGCUGCCACAGCUGCAACUUCUAGCCACUCAGCAACACCAACCACAACAGCAACAUCGACUGCUAGUACAUCGGCGCCCGCUGUAACCCCAACAUCAGUGAGCCACAGCACGCAGUCACAGAGCCAUGAUAAUUGGAAUAAGCGGCAACAUGGUGGAAGCAGUGGAGGGAAAAUCCAGAAUCAACCCCAUCAUUUUGUAUCUCCGAUGCCACAGCAGCAGUAUCAGGGGCCACAAUCCCAUCACGACUACCAUGGGCCACCACUGAAUAUGGCCCAUCACCAACAGGGUGGCAACAGGCAGGCCCAACCUUCCAACAGAUCACCACAAUUUCAUCACGGUGGACCACCCGAUUUCCGACCGCAGGGAGAGAGGUCUGGCAACAUGCAAGCUGCCCUCAACACCAACUUCUUCAGCAGCAACGUCUACUGGAAUCCCACGACAGAUAAUAUGCCUCCUCCUGGCAGCAGUUCAAAUAGCAGUGGCAGUGGCGGAACUGGUACACGAGGUUUCUUACCACGCUUGGAUCUGUCUGCCUUCUACCAGGUGUUGCCGGCACACAAGCUCAACUCGUACCACAUCAAGAUGGAAGAGGACAGUCAGCCGGAGUCCGAGGAGAUACGCUCCUUCAUAUUCGCGACUCUCAAUAUACAUGGCACCCGCGUCAUUCCAUGUUCAGUGUGUACGAGGAAGCUUCCCGUCUUUGAUCGCUAUCCUCUGAUCGAUGGCACAUUCUAUCUUACUCCGCAACGACAGGGCGAUGGUAACAACAAGGGUCUACAAGUUGGUCUCCAGAGCUCCCAGUACCUGAAUGCUGUCUGCAUGCAGUGCUUAGAGGGUGUUCAGCGGAUCGUCUGCCGUAUAUGCAAGUCGCGCUGGGAUGGUAGUCAUCACCAGCUGGGGACGCUCUACUCCUACGACAUCUUUGCGGCCUACCCCUGCUGCCCGGGGAGGGCGGGAUGCAAGCGGUGCGGCAAGCCAGUCAUCGACCCCACCCGCGGCACGCACUUCUUCAGCGAGUACUCGAGGAGUAUACAAUGCCCCCACUGCGGCGUUCCCGACUUCCACUUUGUGAAACCGCUGAGCAGCUACGAAGUCCACUCCAAUUCUGUACAAUCGAUCAAUGUAUGUUAACCACUUGAUCGCUUAGAAGAGUGCUGAUUCAGUGUACAUGUAAGCAUACUCCAGCGGAAAGCAAGGAUUUUGAAUCGCAUUAUUAUGGCAAAAUCUUAGACCGAUUUGAACUCUCUCGAGCCUGAUACGGUGUUAUAUUUUCUGACCUUUUCAUACAUAGUAUGUUUUCUUAUUUUCUCAUUUUUAAAACUUAGUAUAUUGUUUGAUAUCUAUAUUUUUUGAAAGCAUGGUAAUUGAACUUAUCAAGAUGCUUUGUUUAAAGCAUAGAUUUUGUUCCUAUACAAAGCAGUUCAUACAUAUGUGUAAAGCAUUUAUCAAUAUUGAUGUUUUUUGUAUUUAAGCAAGUAUAAUCAAUUUGUUUGUAAAUUGUUGAUCACAUACAUACAUGUUUACAUUGUAUUUGAUAGUGUGCUUUAUCAUCAAUGAUCAGUUGAUAACGAAAGAUGACUGAUGGUAUUGAUUUUCAUGCUCUCUGCUGAAUUGCCAAGAUUUAGGAUAUGCCUAAUUAUCAAAAUUGGCUGGCACUCAGUUGGCAAAGUUAGCAAUUUCUGUGUUUGAUCAUGUGCUCUAAGUAUAUAUAAAAUUACUCUCAGCAUACUGGUAAUAGGUCUCCUGGGACCAGUUGCAGAAAGAGUUGCAAUCAAACGCAACUCAAAAAAUCUUGCGCAACUUGAUUUUCAGUCGAUGAAGCACCCGCAAUGGGGACUUGCGCUUGAUAUUUUGACGUGCGUUUAAACGCAACUCUUUCUGCAGUAGGCCCCUGAAAGGAAAAAUACUGAACUUUAACAACAAUAAACAAUUAGUU